GCCUUCCUCUCUAGACGCCUACGUCUUUGGUCACUUGGCUCCUGUCCUGAAGUCCAAACUGCCCAACGGGAAACUUCAGCAGCAUCUCAAGUCUCUGGACAACCUGAGCAACUUCUGCAGCAACGUGUUGCUGCUCUACUUCCCCCGGGACGGACGAGAGGGCGGUGCCGGUGCGAAGGCCUCCUCCUCCUCCUCCUCCUCUUCCUCUCCUCCUGACGGAGACUUUGACCACGUGCCCAACAAGCGGCGGAAGCAGCUGCUGUCGGCGCUGGCGGCGCUGGGCGCCAUGCUGGGCUACGCCCUGCUGACCGGCAUCGUGUCCGUCCAGCACGCCCAGCGGGACGCCCUGGAGGACCGCCGGACCCGCGGUAACCACGACGACGAGGACGAGGACGGGGACGGCUGAAGGCGUCUAAACCCCAAACAGAUGCAUCAUGGGACUUUAUGGGUGGAAGGAAAGAUGUUUAAGGAAAUAAUGAGUUCUCUGGUACAGAGCCAGCAGAUGUUAGUAUUACUGUUGGUGCUUUCACUCUAUAUUAAUGUUAAUAUUAUUAGUAAUAUUGAUAUUAAUAUAACCAGAUUCAAUAAAUAAAUCACCAAUAAUGUGAUAUGAUCACUGAUUGGCAAACUUGGUGACAAAAGGGUAAUGACAUAACAGCUGGUAAGUUCAGAAGAUUAUACACACACACACACACACACACACACACAGACAGAGAGAGACACACAGAGACA
Perca flavescens (yellow perch) is the source of this 732-nucleotide messenger RNA. RefSeq names its product metaxin-1-like. Gene Ontology annotation, cellular component: cytoplasm; SAM complex. The annotation marks the transcript as partial. The record is from RefSeq and is a predicted model, not a curated record. Gene Ontology annotation, biological process: mitochondrion organization. The transcript is spliced from 2 exons. NCBI's taxonomy places the organism in Eukaryota, Metazoa, Chordata, Actinopteri, Perciformes, Percidae.